Colius striatus (speckled mousebird) is the source of this 2436-nucleotide messenger RNA. RefSeq names its product RNA-binding protein FUS-like. The annotation marks the transcript as partial. The transcript has 4 exons. The record is from RefSeq and is a predicted model, not a curated record. Lineage: Eukaryota; Metazoa; Chordata; Aves; Coliiformes; Coliidae.
AUGGCUCAGCAGGGCUUCGGGGGCGGCAGAGGGGAGUCCUGCGGGCAGCGUGUUGGGGUGACAGCCCCGGGGAGCUGGCGUGGGCAGAGCCAGGCUGUCACGGCAGAGGCCAGGCCGAGGCAACAGCCGGGAUGCUCCAGCGCGGCCCCGGUGCCGCCUCCUUUCCCACCCACAAACUCCAUCCCGAACCCCGACCUGCCCCCGGACAGGGUCCCGCGUAGCCAGAGCGCACGGCCCCAGGCUCCCGCUGCAGCCGCAGCCCCAGGCUCCCGGCCCCGCUCCGGCCGAGCCCAGAGUCUGCUCCCGGGGCUGGAGUCCCCGGGCCGCUGCCUCCCUGCCCCGGGCUGCUGCCUCCCUGCCCCGGGCCGCGGCCUCCCUGCCCCGGCUCCCGCGGGACCCGGCGGGCGGCGACACCGCGGGGAACGGGACGGGGGCGGCAGCGGGGAGCGACAGGCGGAGCGGGGCAGGAACGGAGCGACAGGCGGAGCGGGGACAGGAACGGAGCUACAGGCGGAGCGGGGCAGGAACGGAGCGACAGGCGGAGCGGGGCAGGAACCGAGCUACAGGCGGAGCGGGGCAGGAACGGAGCGACAGGCGGAGCGGGGACAGGAACGGAGCUACAGGCGGAGCGGGGCAGGAACGGAGCGACAGGCGGAGCGGGGACAGGAACGGAGCGACAGGCGGAGCGGGGCAGGAACCGAGCUACAGGCGGAGCGGGGCAGGAACGGAGCGACAGGCGGAGCGGGGACAGGAACGGAGCUACAGGCGGAGCGGGGCAGGAACGGAGCGACAGGCGGAGCGGGGACAGGAACGGAGCGACAGGCGGAGCGGGGCAGGAACCGAGCUACAGGCGGAGCGGGGCAGGAACCGAGCUACAGGCGGAGCGGGGCAGGAACCGAGCGACAGGCGGAACCGGCGGGGAACGGAGCAACAGGAGGGAGCGGGGAGAGGAGCGGAGCUACAGGCGGAGCGGGGCAGGAACCGAGCGACAGGCGGAGCGGGGACAGGAACCGAGCGACAGGCGGAGCGGGGCAGGAACGGAGCGACAGGCGGAGCGGGGACAGGAACGGAGCGACAGGCGGAGCGGGGCAGGAACGGAGCGACAGGCGGAGCGGGGACAGGAACGGAGCGACAGGCGGAGCGGGGCAGGAACCGAGCUACAGGCGGAGCGGGGACAGGAACGGAGCGACAGGCGGAGCGGGGCAGGAACCGAGCUACAGGCGGAGCGGGGCAGGAACCGAGCUACAGGCGGAGCGGGGACAGGAACCGAGCGACAGGCGGAGCGGGGCAGGAAUGGAGCGACAGGCGGAGCGGGGCAGGAACCGAGCUACAGGCGGAGCGGGGCAGGAACGGAGCGACAGGCGGAGCGGGGACAGGAACGGAGCGACAGGCGGAGCGGGGACAGGAACGGAGCGACAGGCGGAGCGGGGACAGGAACGGAGCGACAGGCGGAGCGGGGCAGGAACGGAGCGACAGGCGGAGCGGGGACAGGAACGGAGCGACAGGCGGAGCGGGGCAGGAACGGAGCGACAGGCGGAGCGGGGACAGGAACGGAGCGACAGGCGGAGCGGGGCAGGAACCGAGCUACAGGCGGAGCGGGGACAGGAACGGAGCGACAGGCGGAGCGGGGCAGGAACCGAGCUACAGGCGGAGCGGGGCAGGAACCGAGCUACAGGCGGAGCGGGGACAGGAACCGAGCGACAGGCGGAGCGGGGCAGGAAUGGAGCGACAGGCGGAGCGGGGCAGGAACCGAGCUACAGGCGGAGCGGGGCAGGAACCGAGCGACAGGCGGAGCGGGGACAGGAACGGAGCGACAGGCGGAGCGGGGACAGGAACGGAGCGACAGGCGGAGCGGGGACAGGAACGGAGCGACAGGCGGAGCGGGGCAGGAACGGAGCGACAGGCGGAGCGGGGACAGGAACGGAGCGACAGGCGGAGCGGGGACAGGAACGGAGCGACAGGCGGAGCGGGGACAGGAACGGAGCGACAGGCGGAACCGGCGGGGAACGGAGCAACAGGAGGGAGCGGGGAGAGGAGCGGAGCUACAGGCGGAGCGGGGCAGGAACCGAGCGACAGGCGGAGCGGGGAGAGGAACCGAGCUACAGGCGGAACCGGCGGCGGAACCGGCGGGGAACGGAGCAACAGGAGGGAGAGGGAGAGGAGCGAAGCUACAGGCGGAGCGGGGACAGGAACCGACCGACAGGCGGAACGGGGAGGGGAACGGAGCAACAGGCGGAACGGAGCAACAGGCGGAGCGGCAUCGAGGCGCGGAGCGGGGUCAGGAUCGGGGUGCGGAGCGGGAUCAGGGUGCGGAGCGGGAUCGGGGUGCGGAGCGGGAUCGGGGUGCGGAGCGGGGUCAGGAUCGGGGGAGGGGAGGAAAGGGGAGGGGAGGGAAGGGGGGGGGGGAGGGGAGGGGAGAGGAGGGGAGGAAAGGGG